AUGACGAUCACCUUACAAGAUGUGGCAGGCAUCUUGGGCUUGCCGACCGACGGUACUGUCGUCAUCGGAUCAACCUCUGAGGAUUGGCACGCUGCUUGUGCUGGUGUUUUUGGACAUGUUCCAGAGGCCGGUGAGUUCCAUCAUUCUGGCGACCUCCGCAUCUCAUUCUUGGAUCGACAUUAUACCCGGUGGACUGAUCAUGAAGGGAAUCAUGCUGCCGAGAUCUACUUCACAAAAGCUCACAUUGCGCGGAUGUUGGGGACUUGGUUGCUGGCGGAAAAGUCUGGAGGUAGCAAUUUUGGUUGUCGGCUUGUCCCGUUGCUAGGUGGAGGAUUUGAGGACAUUGGCCGAUUCAGCUGGGGAUCUGCAGUUUUGACACACUUGUUCAGGAAUUUGUGUGAAGUGACAGAUGCCCGUCGAAGCGACAUGGGUGGUUGCCAUAUUCUCCUUCAAAUUUGGGCAUGGAUACGAUUCCCACCCAUUGCUCCACCCCUUCCUCCUCAUCCACAGCCGGGCACACAUUAUGGAUGCCGGUUUAAUGUUGUACAAAAGUUUAAACCUCAUGAGGUCACCCAUUAUCGGGCAACAUUGGACACACUCUGUAGAGAUGAGGUUUGGUGUUAG
This is a messenger RNA of Gastrolobium bilobum, 624 nucleotides long. Its product is annotated as protein MAIN-LIKE 2-like. NCBI's taxonomy places the organism in Eukaryota, Viridiplantae, Streptophyta, Magnoliopsida, Fabales, Fabaceae. The transcript has 2 exons. Gene Ontology annotation, biological process: meristem development; meristem maintenance. The record is from RefSeq and is a predicted model, not a curated record. Bases 1 to 624 code for a protein of 207 amino acids.